AUGGUCCGUGGAGUGGUCACAAUGGAACGAGUGGAGACGUUUUCCGCUGCACAUCGCCUUCACUCAAAUCAGCUCAGCGAUGAAGAGAAUCAAGCCGUCUACGGGAAAUGUAACAAUCCCAAUGGACAUGGGCACAACUAUGUCUGGAAGGUGAAACUUCGCGGUAUUCCUGAUCCCACAACUGGUAUGGUCUAUGAUCUGGCCGAUCUGAAAAGCGAUAUGAAGACAAUUCUUGACACCGUCGAUCACAAAAAUCUGGACAAGGAUGUGGAAUGGUUCCAGCACAAUGUCAGCACCUCGGAAAAUGUGGCGAUCUACCUCUGGGAAAAGCUACGUGUACAGAUGAAGAAGCCGAAGCUUCUCUAUAAGGUUACAGUUGAGGAGACCCCGAAGAACAUAUUCACCUACAAAGGAGAGAUUUAA
Necator americanus (New World hookworm) is the source of this 423-nucleotide messenger RNA. RefSeq lists its product as uncharacterized. Lineage: Eukaryota; Metazoa; Nematoda; Chromadorea; Rhabditida; Ancylostomatidae. Gene Ontology annotation, molecular function: 6-pyruvoyltetrahydropterin synthase activity. Gene Ontology annotation, biological process: tetrahydrobiopterin biosynthetic process. The transcript is spliced from 3 exons. Bases 1 to 423 code for a protein of 140 amino acids. The record is from RefSeq and is a predicted model, not a curated record. Gene Ontology annotation, cellular component: mitochondrion.